GGCAAAAGAUACAGAAAAUUUAGUUAGUCUGAAGUAAUCUAUUCAGUAGUUGCAACAUUUUUAUGAGGAUUAACUCCAAGCAAAUAACGUCAUAAUGGCCUACUCCUGGGAUAAUCGUGUUGAUUUUGUAGUUCGAUAUAUGUAUGAUAUUGACAACAAUGGAUUCUUGGACCAGAAUGACUUUCUUUGCAUGGCAGUUAGAGCUUGUGUCGUUGAAGGAAAGGGAGAUUGCAGCACUUCUCGAUUAGAUGACUAUAAAAAACUUAUGAAAAACUUAUGGGAGGAAAUUUCUGCGAUCGCUGAUGAUGAUAAGGAUGGAAAAAUAUCUAAUCAAGAGUUUAAGGAUGCAGUAAAAAAAACGUGUGUGGGUAAAAAAUACGAGGAAUUUCCACAGGUAAGAAAGUUGUUUUACACAAAAAAAAUAUAUAUAUUAAAAAAAAAAAACAGUAAGGUUCUCGCAUAGAAAGGCAUAAUAUAU
Drosophila subpulchrella is the source of this 478-nucleotide messenger RNA. Its product is annotated as sarcoplasmic calcium-binding protein, alpha-B and -A chains-like. The coding region runs from base 95 to 463 and encodes 122 amino acids. Gene Ontology annotation, molecular function: calcium ion binding. The transcript is spliced from 4 exons. The record is from RefSeq and is a predicted model, not a curated record. NCBI's taxonomy places the organism in Eukaryota, Metazoa, Arthropoda, Insecta, Diptera, Drosophilidae.